This is a messenger RNA of Annulohypoxylon maeteangense, 2092 nucleotides long. RefSeq names its product multicopper oxidase. The transcript is spliced from 6 exons. Bases 160 to 1851 code for a protein of 563 amino acids. The record is from RefSeq and is a predicted model, not a curated record. Lineage: Eukaryota; Fungi; Ascomycota; Sordariomycetes; Xylariales; Hypoxylaceae. Gene Ontology annotation, molecular function: copper ion binding; oxidoreductase activity.
UUCGUUCGUGAUGUCAGGAAGAAGAAGAGGGACAACCAAGUCGUUCUUUGCUCUUCAGUCUCCUAGAGGCUUGUGUUUAAAAAAAAACAACUUUCAUUUAUCUUUUUGGAUCAGCUUUGAAUUCUACUUUCCGGCUACAGCUGGAGUCAUUACAUCAUCAUGUCUGCCUUUAAACUAUCAACUCUUCCUCUGUUGUUCCUAUAUGGAACAGCAGCAGCCUCUCCGUUCGUCCCCGAGGUUAACCUGUAUCCACGAGCAGCAUGCUCGGGAAAUACGGCCACGACCAGAAGCCAGUGGUGCGACUACUCUAUCGACACCGACUACAUGACUGAAGUCGUAGAUACUGGAGUGACGAAGGAGUAUUGGCUCGAGCUGACAGACGUUACCGUCGCCCCUGAUGGAGUCUCUCGAACAGCCAUGGCUGUGAACGGCUCAAUCCCAGGACCAACUCUUUUCGCUGACUGGGGUGAUACCGUAAUUGUACAUGUUAAGAACUCCCUUACCACUUCCAACAACGGUACAUCUAUCCACUGGCACGGUAUCCGUCAGAACUAUACCAACGAGAACGAUGGUGUGGUGUCUAUUACUCAGUGCCCUGCAGCCCCUGGAGAGACGACAACUUAUACCUGGAAGGCGAUCCAGUACGGAUCUACUUGGUACCACUCUCAUUUUGCCCUUCAAGCCUGGGAGGGUGUUGCUGGCGGUAUCAUCAUCAACGGCCCGGCCACUGCCAACUAUGAUGAAGAUCUUGGAAUGGUAUUCUUGUCCGACUGGGAUCACUCUACAGUAGAUGAACUUUGGGUUAGUGCCGAGACAAAUGGCCCCCCUACUCUAGACACUGGUCUCAUCAACGGCACCAACGUCUACAAUGACACCGGAUCGAGGCUCAACGUUUCCUUCACCUCUGGAACUUCUUACCGCAUGAGACUUGUCAACGGCGCUGUUGAUACCCACUUCAAGUUCUCUAUCGACAACCACACCAUGCAAGUUAUCGCAACCGAUCUCAUUCCGAUCCAGCCAUACAACACGACCGUCCUUAACAUUGGCAUGGGACAACGUUACGACAUUAUUGUCACCGCUAACCAAGCCUCGGUUGCAGACAAUUUCUGGAUGCGAGCCAUUCCCCAGUCCGCUUGCUCUGAGAACGACAACUCGGAUAACAUUCGUGGUAUCGUCACAUACGCCGAUACCGUUGGAACGCCCACAACUACAGGCUACAACUACACUGAUUCUUGUGACGACGAAACUUCUAACCUUGUCCCGUACAUUUCCAAGACGGUGGGAUCCUCGAGCACCUCCACUAGCGAGGACGCUGGUAUCGCCAUUAGCAACGGCGUCUUCAAAUGGACUCUAAACAGCACGUCUAUGCUGGUCAACUGGACCGACCCCACCCUUGCGCAAGUUUUGGAUGAAGUGACUGAAUUCGAGACCGACGACUCCGUAAUCCAACUCUCGGAAGCAAAUGUAUGGUUCUACUUGGCCAUCACCACUGAUCUUGCAGUCACCCACCCGAUCCAUCUUCACGGACAUGACUUCUACGUCCUUGCGCAAGACACCGGCACCUACUCCAGCAAUGUAACCCUGAACCUAGACAACCCACCUCGCCGAGACACUGCUAUGCUGCCCGCUAGCGGAUAUCUUGUUAUUGCCUUCGAGACGGAUAACCCCGGUGUCUGGCUCAUGCACUGCCAUAUCGGCUGGCAUACAAGCGAAGGGUUCGCGUUACAAUUCGUUGAGAGAUAUUCCGAGAUCGCGGGUAUAACCAACGCGACGGCGCUGACCGACCAGUGCUCUACCUGGUCAACAUUCCAAGACUCGGAGGAUAUUGACCAAGACGACUCCGGAAUAUAAAACCGAUGAGUUGAAAGACAGAUGUGUAUAGGAAACUAUACAAUCUAAGAUGUAUUAUUUAAGGCGGAAAGACACAUACCUGCCUACUACUAUCUAGGCAUACACACAUUCGUGUUCAUAGCGAUCCAUUUACUCUCGUUUCUUUUUUUUUCACUCGUUUGCAAUCCUCGGGGGAGACAUAAUAAAAUCUCAAAUGUUCAAAUAUUCUGAUGAACCAAAUUAAACGGUGCUGUUAUGUGAC